UUUCUGAGCGCAACGCGGCGGAGAUGCGUUUGUUUACAUGGAGUUUGGCGGGGAAUUUCUCUUCAUAUCUGAAUCGAUCUGUUUUCAUUAAAGCAGAGCAAUAAUAAGAGUCUGACCCGCGUUAAUAGAUUAAUAACGGGGGUUAAUUUUAACCAGACGAAAUACGGCAGCGCAGUAUCUUUAGCAUGUUGCUAAAUGAGAUAAAUUAGCUCUGUUAAGCUGUUUUGUGUGAGUUUACUCCUCCUGGGUUUGGUUAUUUCUUGAGUUGAGUUUGUAUCGCUAGAUAAAAAAAUCAUGUUGUGUCCAAAAGUGCAGGAAACACCAGUUAGUUUAAUGUUAAGAGAGUGGAGAGAUGUUUUACCAGCUGGAUCUCUGUCUCUUCUGCUCUCCCAGCUCUGUUAACUUUAGUUAGCUAAAGAAGAUAAAAAAUAACUUCUUCUAGAUGCGCUGUUACUGCUGGAGUUCAUCAUCAGGCAGGUUUCAAAGACAUACAUUGUUGAUCAUUGACUUCACUGCUGUACCAUGGCUGGCCGAGGACGUGGCCGAGGACGAGGUCAGCUGAGUUUCAGCAUCGAGGCGGUGGGAAUAGGAAAAGGAGAAAAUCUUCCACCUUCAACUGUUCAGCCUACACAGCUUUUUCCUCCACUGGAGCAUAAGCCAGUGCCCUUGCAGACGUCAGAAGAGGCAGAGUACAUGCUGGCUUUGAAGCAGGAAUUCAGGGGAGCCAUGAAGACUCUACCUUUCUACAUACGACCUGCUGCACCCAAGAAAGAUGUUGAGCGUUAUUCUGACAAAUAUCAGUCUACUGAACCGUCCGACAAUACCAUCGAAUGGACCCCAGACUGGAAGCGUCUGCCGAAAGAGCUACGUAUCCGGACGAAGAGGCCUCCGAGUGACAAGAACCCAGUCAUUCCCAAAGAGAGCAAAAAACCACGAGUCAACAAAGAGGAAAUCAUCCGCAAACUGGAGACGUUGGAGAAAAAGGAGGAGGAGGUGAGUUCUGAUGAAGAAGAGGGAGAGAAGAAAAAAACAGAGGAAGAAGAGGCAGAGGGUGAGGAGGAGUAUGAUGAGGAAGAGUUUGAGGAGGAGACCGACUACAUCAUGUCAUACUUUGACAAUGGUGAAGAAUUUGGUGCAGACAGUGACGACAAUAUGGAUGAGGCUAUUUACUGAAGCGGCGCUGGAUAUCUGUGUGCAGCUACCAGAGGUUAAGCUGGGGGAGUUUGAGUCCUCCUCACAUCAAGCACAUUUAAAAAAAAAAUGAUUAUUUCAUUUGGCAGCUGAGUGCGUAAUCCAGAUUCCUCUUCACGAAGGGGAAGGACUGUGUACUAUAGGUAUUCACACAGGAUUGUUUUUUAUAAAGGAAAGUAGGGCAUUGCACCUGGGUGUUGUAAUACACCUGAAAAUAUAUUUAGCUCCUUUCACUUCAUUGAUUUUACUUUUUUUUUUAUUCCUG
Astyanax mexicanus (Mexican tetra) is the source of this 1456-nucleotide messenger RNA. It is a transcript of the gene polr3glb, whose product is annotated as RNA polymerase III subunit GL b. Gene Ontology annotation, biological process: transcription by RNA polymerase III. The record is from RefSeq and is a predicted model, not a curated record. The coding region runs from base 523 to 1173 and encodes 216 amino acids. NCBI's taxonomy places the organism in Eukaryota, Metazoa, Chordata, Actinopteri, Characiformes, Acestrorhamphidae. Gene Ontology annotation, cellular component: RNA polymerase III complex. The transcript is spliced from 8 exons.